AACAAAGGUGAAAUUCGCAUCUCGGAGGAGCAGGCCAAGACGGAAGUAGUGAUUAUAACGACAAGCCUUCUGGAGUGCGAUUCUGAUACGCUUGCAGACUAUGACGUCUUAGAUCUGCGUAAUCAUCCUGCUGCUCAGAUACGCGCGAACUAG
This is a messenger RNA of Cucurbitaria berberidis CBS 394.84, 153 nucleotides long. RefSeq lists its product as uncharacterized. The annotation marks the transcript as partial. The record is from RefSeq and is a predicted model, not a curated record. NCBI's taxonomy places the organism in Eukaryota, Fungi, Ascomycota, Dothideomycetes, Pleosporales, Cucurbitariaceae. The transcript has a single exon.